This is a messenger RNA of Oryctolagus cuniculus (rabbit), 645 nucleotides long. NCBI's taxonomy places the organism in Eukaryota, Metazoa, Chordata, Mammalia, Lagomorpha, Leporidae. The record is from RefSeq and is a predicted model, not a curated record.
CACAGAAAUAGGGAUAAUGGAGGAGAAGAGGCGUUUCUGGCCCAGUGGCAACUGGGGAAGCCAACAGCAGCGGCAGCGACCAGAAAGGGCAAGGGGCGAUACCUUUGUCAUUUUUUCCUGAUGAUGAUCCACCGGCGAGUCUCCAAUAUCAUCUGUUUCCUCAACAAUCACCCUCGUGGAGAAAGGGUUCUGCAGGAACAAGCUGGCACAGAUGCGUGCGAGAGCUUUCGAGGUGUUGGCACUUCUUCAAUGCCAGGGAGAUGCUACAUUGGCAAUAUCCAUCUGAGUGACCUUAAACCCUGGGGUGGCAGCAAGGACACUUCGCAAAAGAAUGUGUGCAAACAAUGCUGGGCAUAUUGGAUUCUCCCCAACGUAGGCACUAUUCUCAUAGGUUUCCUGGGUCAUCACUACACACUGGAAAGCUAUCUUAAUGAAACCUUGCUGAAAUCCGAAAAACACGUCAACUUGGAAGUGAAAAUUGGAGGCUACUCUCCUCGAAUCCUACCUGUUACAUUCAUCCACCUUGGAGCCACGAUGGUUGGCCAAAUAGCCUCCUCUGAGACCAUUGUCCUUUCUCUUUCACUUUAUGUGCUUGCUGGUGUUUCCUCUUUUCUCUGGUUUCCACAAGCACCCUGUGGUUUUUAA